Impatiens glandulifera is the source of this 2952-nucleotide messenger RNA. RefSeq names its product putative pentatricopeptide repeat-containing protein At3g16890, mitochondrial. NCBI's taxonomy places the organism in Eukaryota, Viridiplantae, Streptophyta, Magnoliopsida, Ericales, Balsaminaceae. Gene Ontology annotation, molecular function: protein binding. The record is from RefSeq and is a predicted model, not a curated record.
AUGGAUAUGAGACGGUUUUCUACUGCGAUUAGACGUUCAAAUUCAAAGCAAACCCAGGAGAGGCACACCUUGAAGCUCAAAUCUUCAACGUCUCUCAGUUUCCACCCACCGGCCAAAGCUUAUACUGAGAACAAGCUCAAAGGUAAGUCUAGCUCAAAUUUCUCGGUGGACCAUGAUUAUAUUUCUCGGAUUCUCUCUCGGAAGGAUUGGUUUUUACUGUUAAAUAAUGAACUCAAGGCUGAGAGGAUAAACUUGGAUCCUCAUAGAGUUAUCAGCAUUUUGCAGAAUCAGGAAAAUCCUUCACACCCUUUGAAAUUUUUGUGGGUUACGAAUGUUAAUCCAUUGUUGUUGAAGAAUCGAUCGAUUCACAUUGUUUUAACCAAUGCUUAUCGAAAGGGUCCUGUUCUAUUGUCAGCUGAGCUUAUCCAAGCUAAGAAUUCAGGAUGUAGGUUAAAAGAAGAUUUUCUUUGGGCUUUAAUAGGUAGUUGGGGGGAGCUAGGGUUAGCUCGGUAUUGCUCUGGUUUCGGGCAGAUAUCUUACCUGGGUAUUAAUCCAACAACUAGAUUAUACAAUGUAGUCAUCGAAGCACUUGUGAAAUCCAAUUCAUUAGAUUUAGCUUAUUUGAAAUUUCAGCAUAUGCCUGCUGACAAAUGCAAACCUGAUAUUACAUACAAUAUCCUCAUUCAUGGUACUUGCAAAGCUGGUGUUGUAGAUGAAUCGCUACGUUUGGUUAAACAAAUGGAGGGUUUGGGAUAUUCACCCAAAUAUUUAACAUACACAAUUCUUAUCGAUGGGAUUCUGUAAUUCGAACGAAUAGAUGAAGCGUUUGCCAUAGUUGAGGAAAUAAGAAAAAUGAAUGUAAAUCCAAAUGAGGCCACAUAUAGGUCUCUAGUCAAUGGGGCAUUUCGUAAUUUACCACCUGGAAAGGCGUUUGAAUUGUUGCUGUGGUUCUUGUACAAGCAACCCAAGUUGCCAACGAUAGCUUGUGAUACUGUUCUUCAAUGUCUGUCGAAUAAUUCCAUGGUUAGAGAGGCUGUUGACUUUUUGAGCGAAGUCAUGAAGAAACAUCACUUACCCGAUAAUGCCACAUUCAAUAUGGUAAUGACUUGUUUGAUUAAAAGUUUGGAUCUUGAUGAGGUAUGCGAUAUAUCGAAUGAUCUCACAAAGAGAGGCCUGAAAUGAAAUUUUAAUACUUAUAUUAAACUUAUCGAGGGUUUAUAUAGAAGCGGACGAAUCACAGAAGGUAACCUUCACCUAACUCAGAUGCUUCAAAAUGGGCUUUUAGAGAACGCCGUUUCUUGUAAUAUGGUAAUAGAUUGCUUCUGCAAAGUUAAAAUGAUGGAAAAAGCAUCCGAAAUUUUUAAAGAGAUGCAUGAAAGGGGGAUAUCGCCAAAUCUCGUCACUUUCAACUCUCUAAUUAACGGUUAUUGCAAAGUGGUGAAAAUCGACAAAGCCAAGCAAAUGUUACAUUCCCUACUGGAGAAGGGUUUUCGUCCCGAUAUUUUCACUUUCACUUCGAUAAUCGAAGGCCUUUGCCGAAUAGGUCAGAUCCACGACGCGUUUGAUUGUUUUAAGGAAAUGGUGGAUUGGGACGUCUCCCCUAAUGCCAUUACGUAUAACAUAUUAAUUCGUUCUUUAUGUGUAAUUGGCGAUGUUUAUAAAUCUGCGAAGCUUUUGAAAAAGAUGAGGGCAGAUGGAGUUUCUCCGGAUGUGUUCUCUUUCAAUGCUGUUAUCAAGUAUUGUAAGAUGAAUAAGGUUGAAAAGGCUAUGAAGGUUAUGGUAACUAUGCUUGCGUUAGACCUGACGCCUGACAAUUUUACUUACUGUGCUUUUAUUAAGUCACUUGUAUUAGGGAGAUUGGAUGAAGCUAAAAGCUUGUUUGACUCAAUGGAAGGUAACGGAUGCAUACCUGAUGGUUAUACUUGUAACGUUGUUAGGGCUUUGGUUCAGGCUUCUCGGUAUGAGGAAGCGAGGGAUGUAUCAAAACGAUAUGAGAGAAAAUCAGAAUUACACCUUGAGACAUGUAGGGUAUGUCAUUUUUAUGGUAAUUUAUUGCAAUUUGUUCAAGUUUUUCUUCUAUCAUUUUGAUGUCUUCCAAGUGCAUAUGUAUGUUGGCAUACGAUAAAUUCUUAUUGGGGAAAAUGCAUGUUGUUAUCUGAACUAUCCUCAGGUUUUGAUAUUGGUUUCGGUUGAAGGCUACUGCAUUUCUUAUGCCCUGAUUUGAGAUAAAAAUAUUCAUGUUCAUAGAACUUUAAAGUCUGUCUUUUUAAUUUUACACAAUAUUUCAUGAUGGGUAUAAAUAUAUAUUAAAUUGUUGCUUCCUAAUGUGGUCUGUAAUUUGCUUAGUUACUUAACUUUGUCUAUGCAGAUGUGUUGAUGGCAUAGUCAGAGGAAUUACACUCAUUAAUAUCUCAAGCUUUUAUUUGCAGAUCAUCUGUAGAAUACCAUCAAUGAGCCUCCAUCUUCGAAUUUUGCAUCACUGCAGUUGUUCAAACUCCGAAGCAAGUUUUGUACCACAACAUAUUCAUUGUCUCGCAACGUACAAGCUAGUUAGAGCCAACAGAAAGGGAACAAUAGCCUCUCUCGUCUCCUCCAGUGCCUGUCUCGAUGCCACAGGGGAACGGUUUGUUAUCUCACUUCUGCAACAGUGCUCUAAAUCCAAGAAUUUCUGAGAGGGCUCUUCAUUCACUCUACUCUAGCAAAGAAUGCAUGUUAUUCAAUCUCCUAAUUUUCCAAUCACAUUAUCAACGUCUAUGCUAAAUGUGGGAAAGUUGAUAUGAGAGGCCUCACAGAAACCUCCUAUCCUGGUCUACUUUAUUAUCGGGAUAUGUCCAAGAUGGGGAACCUUUGUUGGCAAUUGACAUCUUCUUCAGAUUGAAAACGGAUCAAUGAAUUGUUUUAGCUAGUGUUAUACAUGCUCGUGCCACUCUUGUGUUCUCUCUACCCGUUUCA